AUGUUGUAUCAUACAGAACUCAGCGCUCUGAACUUCAGCCCCAUACUUUCUUACUACAAAGAGGAUUCAUCAGUAUCAUGUAAUUUGGAUCCCUCUUUUAACAAAUUAUACGGCCGACCCUACAUACUGGUCAUGGAUUCACCCAAAGGAAUGGAGUUAGAAGGCAAAGAGUUGACUAAUCCGUUUACACUGGACUCCAGCUUUCUCGGCGGCAUCUACAAAUUAGAAUGUGUGGCCAGUUCUAGUGAGAUGGCCUUCUUCAAAAUUAAUAUGGAGGUCAACUACAGAGGUGAUGAAGUACUAGUAUUGUCAGGUGGACCUUCAUUUCGAAUGAAAAUGCAUGGAGAAGAGAUUCGUUGGUUGAUCUCACCAGAUGAGGACGGAUGA
Protopolystoma xenopodis is the source of this 387-nucleotide messenger RNA. NCBI's taxonomy places the organism in Eukaryota, Metazoa, Platyhelminthes, Monogenea, Polystomatidea, Polystomatidae. The record is from the annotation of a GenBank genome assembly.